AGUCUACCACGAGGAAGGGAACGUACGGCAGGCGAUUAAAUCGUUUGAAUCCAACGCUCCCUAGUGGCCAACCAAACGAAAGGCGUCAAAUUUCGCUCCACAAGUUCUCAUUUCACACCUUGCCCGCCAUUGCUACCUUCCUCUGUCUCUGCUCCGAUUCAGCCUUAUCAUGCUCUGAUCAACCUCAUGAACUCCAACGCUUCGAAUCCAAAUCCUUCCAUGACGUCCUCCACUGCUGCUGAUUCCUCCGGUAAGAAGGUUCGCAAGCCCUACACCAUUACUAAGUCCAGAGAGAGCUGGACUGAAGAAGAACACGAUAAAUUCCUCGAAGCUCUUCAGCUGUUUGAUCGUGACUGGAAGAAAAUUGAAGAUUUUGUAGGUUCAAAGACAGUUAUUCAGUCGAUGCUGCAGAUUAGGAGUCACGCCCAAAAGUACUUUUUGAAAGUCCAAAAAAAUGGAACUAUAGCACAUGUACCUCCACCUCGCCCCAAACGCAAGGCUUCACAUCCUUAUCCACAAAAGGCAUCAAAAAAUGUUUUGUUACCGUUGCAAGCAUCAAUGGGUUAUCCUUCUUCAGUUAAUACCCUAGCACCUGGAUAUUCUCCUUGGGACGACGCAUCGAUAAUGAUUAACCCUUCUUUGAGCAAAAUCAUGCAACCACAAGAUGAAUUUACAAAUUUUCACAGAUCUGAAAAUGAUAUUGCAUCAGAAGGGACACCAAUGAUCUGUAGUAGCAGCCUCAAUGGUAUUGGAAGCCCUGAUAUGGGAAAGCAGGGGAAACAAGCUCCCAUGCUUCACGGUAUACCAGACUUUGCUGAAGUUUAUGGUUUCAUUGGUAGUAUUUUUGACCCAGACAGUAAAGAACAUGUGAAUAAACUCAAGGAGAUGGAUCCUAUCAACUUCGAAACAGUUUUGUUGUUGAUGAGAAACCUCAGUUUUAACUUGUCCAGUCCUGACUUUGAACCACUCAGAACUGUGUUGUCAACCUAUGAUGUCAAUACAAAAACAGUAGCAGUCACUGCAGGAAUGCCUACAAAGAAGCAUGCUGAUGAUAUAUCCUGUUGAAUUACUUACUGCCUAAAAUUAGCUCGUCUUAUCUACUCUGACUAUUACUUGUCAAAGUCAGAGCAUUGGAAUGCCGGAUUAACGCCAGCUGCCAGCCAAGGCUGUUAGAGAAGAUUGUAUCUAAAAUUGGUCUCCACUGAUUCUUUUGAGGCUCUUUGGAUCCUCCUCUUUGGCACCUUACCAAGGCUCAUAUCUCACGGGUUUGGCCUAUAACCAAAAUGUAUAUUUUUGUAAGAUCUGUUUGAUGAAUUUUGUCAUUUACUAAUAAAAAUACAGCCAUGUUAACUAUUUGCGAGGGUGCUUGAUCGGGCUGUCGAACCAAAAUGUGGCUCAAUCUCAGAGUGGCAUUGGUCAGAUAGGCGAUCUUCUCCUGCUUGUAUCGUUCAAAGUGAGUGUAAAUUGCUGUUGUUAUUUAAGUUCGUCACCUCCUUUGUAAGUGGUUCUUUUUCUUCAAGAAAGAAUGAAAUGGAUUAGUACAUAUAAAAGAAACGUGUUUCUAGGUAGUCUUUCUUCCCUUUUAGCGACUAAUUUUCUUCGAUUAUGUUCUUGUUUUUAUUACUUGAUCAGAUACAUAAGACCAAAAUAGAAUUUGAGAUAGAUGAUUAUCACGAUGGAAUAAAGAUAGUUAGAAUCUCUUUUAUCAA
Molecule: messenger RNA, 1709 nt
Organism: Cucumis sativus (cucumber)
Lineage: Eukaryota; Viridiplantae; Streptophyta; Magnoliopsida; Cucurbitales; Cucurbitaceae
Product: protein REVEILLE 8
Exons: 8
Coding region: 187-1065 (292 amino acids)
Molecular function (GO): DNA binding
Source: RefSeq, a predicted model, not a curated record